Molecule: messenger RNA, 2744 nt
Organism: Plectropomus leopardus (leopard coralgrouper)
Lineage: Eukaryota; Metazoa; Chordata; Actinopteri; Perciformes; Serranidae
Gene: cul2
Product: cullin 2
Biological process (GO): ubiquitin-dependent protein catabolic process
Cellular component (GO): cullin-RING ubiquitin ligase complex
Molecular function (GO): ubiquitin protein ligase binding
Source: RefSeq, a predicted model, not a curated record
GGGAAGACCUGUAAGUGAGACAAAUCAAGCCUGUGACAGCGGAGAAACUUGAGUUUUAUAACAAAUAAAUACUGAACAGAGGCUGAAAGAGAAACUGUACAAUGUCCUUAAAGCCGCGGGUGGUGGAUUUCGACGAGACAUGGAACAAGCUACUGACGACAAUCAAGGCUGUUGUGAUGCUCGACUAUGUGGAGAGAGCCACGUGGAAUGAUCGGUUCUCUGACAUUUAUGCCUUGUGCGUUGCAUACCCAGAGCCUUUGGGUGAGAGAUUAUACACAGAGACCAAGGUGUUUCUUGAAAAUCAUGUUCGGCAGUUAUACAAGAAAGUCCUGGAGUCAGAGGAGAAGGUUUUAGUGAUGUACCACAGAUACUGGGACGAGUACAGCAAAGGAGCUGACUACAUGGACUGCUUGUACAGGUAUCUCAACACUCAGUUCAUCAAGAAGAACAAACUAACAGAAGCAGACCUACAGUACGGCUACGGGGGAGUGGACAUGAACGAGCCGCUCAUGGAGAUCGGAGAGUUGGCGUUAGAUAUGUGGAGAAGGCUAAUGAUCGAGCCCCUUCAGGCUGUCCUCAUCCGGAUGUUGCUUAAUGAAAUCAAAAACGAUCGUUGUGGCGAGAACCCCAACCAGAAGGUAAUCCACGGGGUCAUCAACUCCUUUGUUCAUGUUGAACAGUACAAGAAGAAGUUUCCACUAAAGUUUUAUCAGGAAAUCUUCGAAGGGCCAUUUCUGACAAAAACGGGAGAGUAUUACAAACAGGAAGCCUCCAAUCUGCUGCAAGAAUCCAACUGCUCACAGUAUAUGGAGAAGGUUUUGGGUCGGUUGAAAGAUGAAGAGAUGAGAUGUCGGAAGUACCUGCACCCCAGCUCCUAUGCCAAAGUCAUCCAUGAAUGCCAGCAGAGGAUGGUGGCAGACCAUCUGCAGUUCCUGCAUGGGGAGUGCCAGAGCAUUAUUCGGCAGGAAAAGAGAGAUGACAUGGCCAACAUGUACACUCUGUUGCGGGCCGUGUCCAACGGGCUGCCCCACAUGAUCCAGGAGCUGCAGGUCCAUAUUCAUAACGAGGGCAUCCGAGGCACCAGUAACCUCUCUCAGGAAAACAUGCCAACCCUGUUUGUGGAGUCAGUGCUAGAGGUUCACAGUAAAUUUGUUCAGCUCAUAAACACAGUUCUAAACGGAGAUCAGCACUUCAUGAGCGCACUCGAUAAGGCUUUGACGUCUGUGGUGAACUUCAGGGAGCCCAAGUCCAUCUGUAAAGCCCCUGAACUGCUGGCGAAAUACUGUGACAAUCUGCUGAAAAAGUCUGCAAAGGGAAUGACAGAGAAUGAGGUGGAGGACAAACUGACGAGCUUCAUCACAGUGUUCAAGUACAUAGACGACAAGGACAUCUUUCAAAAGUUUUAUGCCAGAAUGCUAGCAAAGCGGUUAAUACACGGUUUAUCAUUGUCAAUGGACUCAGAAGAAGCCAUGAUCAACAAACUAAAGCAAGCUUGUGGCUACGAGUUCACAAGCAAACUCCACAGAAUGUACACAGACAUGAGCGUGAGCGCUGACCUCAACAACAAGUUCAACAAUUUCAUCAAGACGCAGGAGACGGUGGUGGACCUCGGCAUCAGCUUCCAGAUCUACGUAUUACAGGCUGGAGCCUGGCCUCUCACACACGUCCCCUCCUCCACAUUCGCCAUCCCUCAAGAACUAGAGAAGAGUGUGCAGAUGUUUGAGUUGUUCUAUAAUCAGCACUUCAGUGGGAGGAAGUUGACCUGGCUGCACUAUCUCUGCACAGGUGAGGUGAAGAUGAACUACCUGUCCAAGCCCUACGUUGCCAUGGUGACCACCUACCAGAUGGCUGUGCUGCUGGCCUUCAACAACAGUCAGACGGUGACCUACAAGGAGCUGCAGGACGGCACCCAGAUGAACGAGAAGGAGCUACAGAAGACCAUAAAGUCCCUGCUGGACGUCAAGAUGCUUAACCACGACUUGCAAAAGGAGGAGAUUGAAACCGAGUCCACGUUUUCAUUAAAUAUGAGUUUCACCAGUAAAAGGACAAAAUUCAAGAUCACAACGUCAAUGCAGAAAGACACACCACAGGAGAUGGAGCAGACAAGGAGCGCCGUAGACGAGGACCGCAAAAUGUAUUUACAAGCUGCUAUAGUGAGAAUCAUGAAGGCCCGCAAGGUGCUGCGACACAACGCCCUCAUCCAGGAGGUCAUCAAUCAGUCCAAAGCCAGAUUCAACCCAAGUAUCAGCAUGAUCAAGAAGUGCAUCGAGGUGCUCAUCGACAAGCAGUACAUCGAACGGAGCCAGACCUCAGCAGACGAGUACAGCUACGUGGCGUAGGCAAAAAGGCCAAGCCAGGAGCACUUCCACACAAACACUCGCCUGUGUGACUGACCGGCAGAUGCAGGUUUAAAACAUCAAAUAAAUAACAAAACAGACUCAUUCAUCCAUUUAGGUUUCGGACUGUGGCUGUCUGCUGUGAUUCUGUGCGAUGACUAAAAGCAGGACUGGUGCCUCCAUCUUUGAAAAUAAGAAAGCUCAUCGUGUCACGGCAGACAGCAAGCUAGCACCACCACCCACAAGACCUCCUCCCAACCCCACCCACCUUCUGAUUUUAAGCUGUUUACAACAUCACCAGUGCCACGCACCUGUGCGUCAAACGACAAAAAGAAAAUGCCUAUAGCUGAUGGAGAGGAAAGAGCUGAUAAACAUACUAGUCGACCGAAUAUAAAGGAAAAAAAAGAA